AUGUCCCGCCUGGGCUCGUGGCUCGAUGAGGUCCAGUGGCUGGUCUUGGUGGCUCUCUUCGUCGUGGCCCUGGGCACGGUGGGCCUGUACCUGGCGCAGUGGGCGCUGGCCAGGGCGCUACCCCGCUCCCGGAGGCGGGCGGCGGAGCCUGGCGACUGCCAGCGCCCAGAGUCGGAUGCGCUGCUCGCCUGGAUCCUGACUCUGAACAGCUGGAGGAGCCAGUGGCAGGCCGCCUGGGUGACCGCCCUGAACGAUGAGGCCAAACGGAAGGGGGGCCCACUGCUCCUCUGCUUCCAGGAGGACCUGCUGCAGCCACCCCUGGAGCUGACCGUGCAGCAAGUCUCCAGCAUGGCCCGAUCGGCCCAGGAGAAGGUGGUAUUUUGUCACGUGGUGGGCGAGACCAUCCAGUUCCUGGUCAACGUGGGGCCACUCUCGUCUGAGGACACGGGGCGCUCGCUGUAUGGUGUGCGGCUCUCUCCGCUCCAUCUACAGCUGGAGCUCCACAUGAAGGAGAAGAGGGAAGACAUUCAGAUCAAGUGGUCCUUCAUCAGCACCCCAGAGAUGGCCAUCACAGUCCAGCCCAAAGUCCUAGGGGAGGACCUGGUAGCUGGGACAGAGGCAGUCUCUGAGAGCCUCAAGGACAUUCUGAAGCACCUGGUUAGCUCUGCCUCCCCAUCGGUGGUUCUGAGCACCACGCCUGCGGACCUGAAAGAAGUUCAGCAUCUGCAGCGCACUUCAGUCACUCAGGAAUCCUGCCCUCCCAAACCUCCAAGGGCUCAUGACCUCAAACUGUUGGUGAAGAACAUCCGAGUCUCGCUCCUGAGCCAUCCUGGUGCUUCAGGCAAUGCUAACCCAGUGUGUAUAGUUCGGCUGAAUGAUCCUGUGCAGAAGUUCUCCAGCACCCUCGCAAGAAACACUACUGCCCUCACUUGGGAAGAAGAAUUCACCUUUGAGUUGAAUGCCAAGUCGAGGGAGCUGCACCUGCAGAUUUCAGAUGACGGGCAGCCCUCAGAAGCUCUGUUGGCGAUGACGACUGUCCCCUUGGAUUUGUUCAAGAAGCAGCCUUCCGGGCCUCAGAGCUUUACGCUAACCAGCGGGGCCUCCUCGGGCAGCUCGGCGUUGGGUUCAGUUACUGCAGAGUUUUCUUACAUAGAACCCGGUGAGGGAAAACCCUGGCAAAUGCCUGCACCUGCUCCUGCUGCAAAGAUAGAGAAAGACCGCACUGUGAUGCCAUGCGGGACCGUGGUUACUACUGUCACUGCCGUGAAGACCAAGCCUCGCUUCGACGCAGGGAGGGCGUCCCCGCUGGGCUCUGAGUCUCCCCUGAGGACACCUGUCAAGGUGAAGGUCAUCGAGAAGGACAUCUCGGUCCAGGCCAUCUCCUGCCACGGUGCCCCCGUCAGCAAAACAUUCUCUUCCUCAGACACAGAGCUGCUGGUGCUGAACGGGGCUGACCCGGUGGCCGAAGUCGCCAUCCGACAGCUCAGCGAGUCCUCGAAGCUGAAGCUCAAGUCCCCGAGGAAGAAGAGCACGAUCAUCAUAUCCGGGGUCUCCAAGACCUCACUAUCUCAGGACAGUGACGCAGCCCUGAUGCUGGACUACGCAGCCUCCAUGGAUGGUGCCCACCAAGAGGAUGCCCCCCAGGACCAGCCGGAGGGGCCUGUGACCUCUGCCCCACCCGAGGAGGAGGCCCCAGUGGGGACCCUACCGGUCCUGGAGCCCCAGGAGAUAGAGCUAGACUCCUGGGACUUGGAGAAGGAGCCACCGGCUGGGGCGUGGGGUGGCCAGGCCCUGCAGGACCCCGAGGGGGACGAGUUGUCUGAGAGCUCCCUGAGUGUGUCGGAGUUGGAGCCAGCCGCUGCCAAGAAGCAUAAAGGAGGAAUUUUAAGGAAGGGUGCCAAGCUCUUCUUCCGCCGGCGGCACCAGCAGAAAGACCCCGGCCUGAGCCAGUCGCACAACGACCUUGUGUUCCUGCAGCAGCCUGAUGGGGCGCGGAGGAAGGGGGUGACACUCUCCCGGAUCCUGAACAAGAAGCUGCUCUCCAGGCACCGGGGCCAGAGCACCCUGAAUGGCGCCCCCUCAGACCCCUGCCCGUAGGCCGGUGCCCCCUCUCUGUAAGCUGCAGGUGUGGAUCCACCAUCACCACCUGCCGGGAUACAGCCACAGGGCCAGCGAGCUGCUGGACGGCCGCCCUGUCCACCAUCUAGCUGGGGUUUUCCCAACCGUUUUGUCUUUUAAAGGGAAAACAAAACAAAACAAAACAGUCUCCAUCCAGGAGGUUUCCCUGAAGAGAACCUGCAAAGCCCAGUUUGCCACCAGAAGCCAGGGGACCCGAAGACUCCACCGUUUGUGCUCACAGCUGAGAAUUGAAGUUAAAUGGGAGGAUACUUCCUGUGCGAGCUGUGGAACUCACUGUAAGGGGCUGUGGAUGGGCAGCUGGGGAAACGAGCUCGGUCCUCCGUGCUCUAACCUUGGUUGGUGCCUGGACCACGUAGCAAAGGGGGCGGUCCCUCCAUGCUGUCAUUGUGAAUGGAAUGGAUGGGUCACCUCUCCUGAUUGGCUACUCAGAGUAAAAAGUGCGGCUGCCCCUGAGGACUGAUAGGAGGGACACGGGCAAACAGAGA
This is a messenger RNA of Budorcas taxicolor (takin), 2624 nucleotides long. It is a transcript of the gene C2CD2, whose product is annotated as C2 calcium dependent domain containing 2. Bases 1 to 2097 code for a protein of 698 amino acids. The record is from RefSeq and is a predicted model, not a curated record. Lineage: Eukaryota; Metazoa; Chordata; Mammalia; Artiodactyla; Bovidae. The transcript is spliced from 14 exons.